AUGACCAGUCUUGCAGAUUUAUUUGAUGGACAUGUUGUUAAUAAUUCCAAUGAAGAAGUUGAUCUUAAUGAUGAAAAAUACAAGGGCAAAAUAAUUGGUCUUUAUUUCAGUGCACAUUGGUGUCCACCAUGUCGUGGUUUUACUCCAAUGCUUACUGAAUUUUAUAAAACACAUACUAAAGAUAAAAAUUUUGAAAUAAUAUUUAUAAGUUCGGAUCGUGAUGAACGGGCAUUUAAUGAAUAUUGUAAAGAUAUGCCUUGGCUUAAAUUAUCUUAUAGUGAACGAAAGAAAAAAGAAGAAUUAGCAAAAAAAUUUCAAAUAACUGGUAUUCCAACAUUAGUUUUAAUUGAUGGAGAUUCAGGUGAUAUUUUAUGUAAAGAUGCAAGAGAUAAAAUUCAACAUAAAGAUCAACGUGGUGAAUCAUUUCCAUGGAGAUCAUUAUAA
Adineta steineri is the source of this 444-nucleotide messenger RNA. NCBI's taxonomy places the organism in Eukaryota, Metazoa, Rotifera, Eurotatoria, Adinetida, Adinetidae. The record is from the annotation of a GenBank genome assembly.